Psilocybe cubensis is the source of this 1440-nucleotide messenger RNA. RefSeq lists its product as uncharacterized. Lineage: Eukaryota; Fungi; Basidiomycota; Agaricomycetes; Agaricales; Agrocybaceae. Gene Ontology annotation, cellular component: cyclin-dependent protein kinase holoenzyme complex; nucleus. Gene Ontology annotation, molecular function: protein kinase binding; cyclin-dependent protein serine/threonine kinase regulator activity. Gene Ontology annotation, biological process: regulation of cyclin-dependent protein serine/threonine kinase activity. Bases 1 to 1440 code for a protein of 479 amino acids. The record is from RefSeq and is a predicted model, not a curated record. The transcript has 4 exons.
AUGCACAUUGCCACUCAAAUUAUCACCCAACACGCCGGCCUCGUUGUACACAAAGACGACUCGGAUCAAUAUCAACAGCCGCUUCUCACCAGUCCCGCUUUCUCACACUGUAUCAUCGUCACCUACUGCAUAUCCCUCCAUCCAUCUCAUCUCUGCAGAAUCAAGUCGUUCUCGCUCAUCUUCCGCUCACCACCGCCCAAACUCCAAAGGAUUCUUCCCAGAGUGCCUCUUCCUCUAAACAAAAAUUCGCCUCCAGUCUUGUCGAUUAAGCUUCCUUUGAGGAUUGAGGACAUCUGGAAACAUACUGCAGACAGCACUAUGUUAUCUCGAAGCCAUUCGUCCCAAGGUUCCCAAAAUUUGCAAGAGGAAAGCAUUGGCCUCUCUCCCACAAUCCAUACCUGCCAUGCCUCUGUAUCAUUACCUACUGAAUACCCCUCCAUCCGUCUCAUUUCUGCAGAAUCAAGUCGUUCUCACUCAUCUAUUCCACCCACCACUGCGCAAAUUCCAAAGGAUUCUUCCCAGAGCGCCUCUUCUUCUAAACAAAAAUUUUUUUCAAGGCUUGCCGAUCAAGCUGUCAGCACCUUGUCCGAGAUCUGGCACCCUCAGGAUAUUCCUUCCGUGUUCCUACCCCCCGCCAAAGUAGGGGGUAGCUCUUUUCCUCCUACUCAUUCCCGUCCAACUUCCAAGCAGAUCUCUUCCGAUUUGCAAUCCAUAGCGUCUCAUACACAUCCAAUACAUCCACACAACAGUCAUCCCUCCGUAUCCGGCCAUAACCCUUCCCCGACCCUCUUGCUUGCCUCGGGCACCAAAUCCGAUCAGAUAUUACCCCUCAAGUCUUUUGUUUAUAAAGUCCUUCGCCACUCAAGGACAUCUAAAAACGUACUGCAGAUAGCACUAUGUUAUCUAGAAUCCAUUCGUCCCAAGGUCCCACAGAUUUUGCAAGAGGAAAACAUCGGCAUUUGCUCUUAUGCUCAGCCCAAAAGCAGUAUUCAGAAAGCUACCCCAGAAGAGCUGGCGAUGGAUGCUGAGCUUACUGCUCUUGAGAACUCCGGCAAGAUCAACAUCAUCAAUAAUUUCAUUGACAAUUCUAUGCAAACAUUCCGUGUUGCCGAUUCUGGUUCACAAGAUCUGGCUGAAUCGUGCAUCUAUCCACAAGACUCUCUGUCCAGCGUAGAUGUGCAGGUCUCAACGGCUCCUCUUUCCACCACCCUUUCUUUGCCAUCUCCCCUCCUGUGUCCCCGUAGAGCCUUUCUGGCAUCCCUCAUCCUGGCCUCCAAAUUUUCACAAGAAAAGUGUUAUUCUAACCGUGCUUGGGCAAGGUUAUCUGGUCUCCCACCUCGUGAAAUUGGUCGCUGCGAACGUGCCCUCGCACAAGCCUUGCAAUGGCGACUCUGGGUCGGCAAAUGCGCCUUUGGUGAGAGUGCUGCAACUGCCACAUAG